GUCAAAGGCUGCCCAACGGUAAGAGGGCAAGGCCAUACGUAUGCGACGAUUACAGCAUGCGUGCCGAAGCCGAGGAGGAUCGCAAGAGGCGCAAGCUGGCGAGGCAGCCUCUCCGUCGGAAUGCCGUUCCUCUUGGUUCUCAGAACUAUGCUAACCGUGCAGAUCGUCCCUCCAACUGUGCGUACCGUCCUACGAUCGCGUAUCUGGCCUAUACGCUCAUACUUUUACCGACACUUCGUGAUGUGAUAGCUACAUAUCAGGUCGUCACUACAUCUGUCAAGGCGACUAGCAAGAGUAGAACAGGAUCCCAUUCGGUCAAAGUCAAGACGACCAUAUCGCGCACCCCUGUCAAAUCCCGCAUGUCGCCUGUCGUCAAGUCCCGAAUGUCGCCUGCCAGAGUGCGCACUCCCGUCAACGUGCGCAAGACCGUCGCACAGUCGAAGCCCAAAGCUGUCUUCAUCGAUCUCACGCUCACAUCGGACUCAAGUGAUGACGAGUCAGUACCCCCGAACCCUCGCGCUCGUUGUCCAACAGCUGCCUCGUCUUCGUCGGCGUCGUCGUCGAAGGCUGUCGCUCGUCCUCAGUCUGCCUCAGCUCCGAAAGGCGAGGACGAGGAGAUGCAGGAAGAGGCGAUGCUCGAGGACAUGCUCACGGCGCACAUCGACUCGGACAUGGACCUGCAGUCCUCGUCAGACAAUGGAGAAGUGACGAUGGACCUCGGUACAAACUCGGACUACGAAUCGGACGACGGGUCGAACCAGUCAGACAUGGAUUUGGACCCCGAUGCCUUGAUCAUCUACUCUUGAAGGCGUGGCUAUAGCGGAUCGGGGGUUCUUCUUUCUUCUACAAUAUGGAUUUGUAUGACAUGCAUAUGUAUGCCGACUCGCUGCAUCAGACUCAUUAAUAAGAUUGUUUCAAGUCAUUUUCUCA
Messenger RNA from Rhodofomes roseus, 930 nucleotides. RefSeq lists its product as uncharacterized. The record is from RefSeq and is a predicted model, not a curated record. The transcript has a single exon. Lineage: Eukaryota; Fungi; Basidiomycota; Agaricomycetes; Polyporales; Fomitopsidaceae. The coding region runs from base 57 to 806 and encodes 249 amino acids.